Molecule: messenger RNA, 619 nt
Organism: Bombyx mandarina (wild silkworm)
Lineage: Eukaryota; Metazoa; Arthropoda; Insecta; Lepidoptera; Bombycidae
Product: general odorant-binding protein 56d-like
Biological process (GO): sensory perception of smell
Molecular function (GO): odorant binding
Source: RefSeq, a predicted model, not a curated record
UUUUCAUUUGUAUCUCUCGGUUUAUUGCUAACUAAUAGUAGUACUAGUAUUGACUAGGUCUCGAUUACAAACUUUUCAAGUUUCCUAAUAGUAUAAAACAAAUUAGAUUAUGUACAGAGCAAUGUUUCUAACACAAUACAAAUGAUAAUUAUUUUAUCAUAUUCACAGAACGUCCACCUUGCUGAAACUCAAAAAGAAAAAGCUAAGCAGUACACCUCAGAAUGUGUUAGAGAAUCUGGCGUGAGCACCGAAGCGAUAAAUGCAGCGAAGAUUGGAAAGUACUCCAAAGAUAAAGCUUUUAAGAACUUCGUGCUUUGCUUUUUCAAAAAAUCCGCAAUCUUCAACUCAGAUGGUACACUGAACAUGGAUGUUGCGCUAGCAAAACUUCCUCCUGGUGUUAAUAAAUCUGAAGCCCAAAGCGUACUAAAACAGUGCAAGAAUAAGACCGGCCAAGGCGCAGCCGAUAAAGCCUUCGAGAUCUUCCGAUGUUACUACAAAGGGACCAAGACACAUAUUUUAUUUUAAUUAAUCUCGAAAUAAGAAACUAUAUUGGUCAUUCUAAAUUACUACACACUGUUUUGAAAUAAUUUAAAAUGUCAUUAAAGUAAUAUUUCCUUUA